UUGAGUUUUGUGAGCAAAUGCAAUAAAUCCCAGACUUCUGGGGCUGCAGUCUAAGAUUUAGAAGAUUUGGUGGUUUGCAAUGAUUUCUGAUUUUCUGCAGCUGAAAAACCAUGGCUGGCAGCCCGGGAUGGAGAAAAUCCCAUGUAAUUCUGUGGGGUUGGACCGUCGUCUUAUGGGGUGUUCUUCAUUUCCCCAACGUCGCCGUGUCGGCCCCACACCACCUGGGCAAAGAAUUUGUGGUGUCCUUCAUGCAGAACGGCUUGCAGCAGACCCUCAACAGCGACUUCAAGCUGCUCAUCAGAGGUUAUUCUCCCUUCACAUCCGUCACUAUCUCCAUGAAGAAGCCAGGCUUGAGGAUGACGGUGCAAGUGACCACGGGGCAAACCGUCCUCGUGAAAAUCCCGCCCCAAGCGGAGAUGGUGGGGAGCAAAACCUUCGAGAACACCGUGGUGGUGAAGGCCAACAACCCCAUCUCCUUGGUGGCCAUCAAUGAGAAACCCACCUCCGUGGAUUCCACCGUGGUCUACCCCCUCCACAGCUGGGGCACCGAAUACCAAAUCGUGACACCCAACGUGGGCACCGACCGCUAUGGCGAAUUCACGGUGGUUGCGUGGGAUGAGCCCACAGAUGUCCAGGUUCACCUCAAAGCCACGGUGACAUACCAAGGCCAAUCCUACCCUCGUGGCUCCGUGCUCCCCAUUCAACUGAAGCCUUUCCAAGCAGCCCAGCUGCAAAGCCCGGCAGAUAUGUCUGGCACCCGCAUCGUGGCACAAAAACCCGUGGCCGUCUUCACCGGUCACACGUGCGUGGCAAGACUCACCCAAUGUGACCACUUGGUAGAGCAGCUCCAACCCGUUUCCAGCUGGGGCAACACCUUCAUCGUGCCUCCGUUGCCUUUUGAUGCUCAAUCUGAUAUCAUCUACGUCUCCACAUCCCAACCCACACGUGUGGAAUCUCAACAUGGGAUGAGUAGAUCCGCUCGGGACCUCCGGGCCGGUCGCUCAACGCUCUACGGACUCCAAGCCCCAAAUACUUUGUAUCUCUCUGCCAAUGCUGGCAUCCAGGUCGUUUUUUUUGGUGACGGAGGUAACAAAGGCUCCAUCACUUACGAUCCGUUUUUUAUGACCAUCCCAGAUGUCUCCAGCUAUUGUCUAUCCCAUAAUGUCUUCGCUCUGGAGGGUUAUGAGAAUUACGUUCUACUGAUCGCCAAGACCUCAGAGGUGGCUGGGAUAAUGCUCAACAAAACGCCCUUGGGAAAUACCAUGUGGGUGCCCAUCCCGGGCACGGAAUACUCGUGGGCAAGGCAAAGUUUGGGCAGCCAGUUUGCUGUCCAUACAGUGGAGCACAAGACGUCCCCUUUUGGGGCACUCAGCAUGGGGAUCCGGGAGCAGAAAUCCUAUGGGCUGAUGGCAGUGUGUGAUAGUGAUCCGUGCCGGACCACGCAAUGCCGUGCAAAGGAAAGCUGCAAAAUGGAGAAGGGGGAAGCAGUGUGCGUCCACGACUACAUGGGAACGUGCAUGGGGUCACGGUCCCUGCAGUACCACACCUUCGAUGGGAUGGAUGUGGAUAUCCAGGGUGGUUGCACUUACACCAUUGCCAAAUAUUGUGGUGCUGAUCCCAGCCUGGUUCCUUUCCUCGUGGAGGAGAAGAAGAGUGAAGGAGAUCUCAAGGAGUGGUUGACCAACGUCUUCGUGCACGGCUACAACAUCUCCAUCCAAAUGGGAGAGGGUGGCAGAAUCCAGGUCAACAACCAACCCACCACCCUACCGGCCAACCUGCAGAAUGGAAAGAUCCAGAUCUCCCAAAACGAAGGCAGGAUCGUCCUACAGACAGAUUUUGGGCUGCAGGUGACCUACGACGAGGACUGGGCUGUCAUGGUGGCAGUGCCCAGCAGUUAUUUCGGGGCCACCUGUGGGCUCUGUGGGAACUUCAAUGAGGAUGGGGAGGAUGAGAUGAAGCUUCCCGAUGGCACCGUGGCCGCUGAUGCGACGGAUUGGGCUGAGAGCUGGAGAGAUCCCUCAUGCCUGGAGGAUUGGAGAGAGGGAGAAACACUGCAAGAAGCAGUGCAGGACACAGUGGGACAAGGGAGCCAAACGGAUGGCAAACAGUCCUGUGAACCCCAUGAGAAAUGCACUGUGGACAGAAAUGCCCCACGCCGCCGAGCCACCAAAACUUCCACCUGCAUCGGGACGGGCGAUCCUCACUACACCACCUUUGAUGGGAGGAAAUACGACUUCCAAGGGACCUGCGUCUACCAGUUUGCUGCCCUCUGCUCAUCCGACCCCGCUCUCGUCCCCUUCAACGUCACCGUGGAGAACAACAACCGGGGCAGCAAAGCUGUGUCCUUCACCAAAACCGUCACCAUGGAGGUGUACGGCGAUGUCAUCAGCAUGAGCCAGGAGCACCCGCAGAAGGUGAAGCUGAACGGGGCCUUCGUGGAGCUCCCUUUCACCCGCAAGGACCGUUUCGAGCUCUACCACAGCGGCGUCCACGGUUUCAUCCGCACCUCCUUUGGUUUACGGGUCAGCUUUGAUUGGUACAGCUACGCCCGUGUCAUCGUCCCCGACGCCUACGCCGGUGCCACCUGCGGCCUUUGUGGCAACGCCAACGGUGACCCCGAAGACGACUUCACCUCCCACGACGGGAAGCAAAUGGAAGAUGAAAUCCGUUUCGCUGACAGCUGGAAGGUCAAGGAUGUCCCCGGUUGCUCGGCGCGUUGCGUUGGCGAUUGCCCGACGUGUGGCGAAGAGCAGAAGAGACCCUAUCGUGGUGAUGCAUUUUGUGGGGUCAUCGGGGCGAGCGGGGGACCUUUCCGGGAUUGUCACCGUGUUGUUGAUCCUGGGCCGUUCCUGGAGGACUGUGCUUUUGAUGCGUGUCAGUACAAAGGACGGAGGGAUGUCAUCUGCAAAGCGGUGGCUGCCUAUAUGACCGAGUGCCAAAGCAAUGGGGCUGCUGUGGGGCAGUGGAGGACGCCGUCGUUCUGUGCCCCCGUCUGCCCUCCCCACGCUCACUACGAGCUCUGCGGUGCUGCCUGCCCUCCCACCUGCCGUCCCCACGCCCUCCCCCAGGGCUGCACAUCAGCCCCGUGCACCGAGGGCUGCUUCUGCGACGUCGGCUUCAUCCUCAGCGGCUCCGAAUGCGUCCCAGCAUCCGACUGUGGCUGCGAACACCGCGGCCUCUACUACAAGAAGGGCUCAGAGUUUUACUCUUCGUGCCAGGAGCUCUGCGUUUGCAAAGCCGGCGGGGUGACGGAGUGCAGGCCGGCAUCCUGCGGCGCCCACGAGGAGUGCAGGGUGCAGGAUGGGGUGCUGGGGUGUCACCCCGCCGGCUACGGGCGCUUGGUGGUCUCAGGAGACCCCCACUACGUGACGUUUGAUGGUAGAGCCUUCGACCUGCGAGGUUCCUGCAGCUACGUGCUGGCCAAAGUCUGCAAACCUGAGCGCGGUUUGGCCAACUUCUCGGUGCUGCUGGAGCACGACGGAGGGGGACGGGCCAACGUGGCGCUGGUGAAGAAGGUGACAGUGAGCAUCUAUGGCUACACGGUCAGCAUGGAGCAAGGACGGCGCUGGGAGGUGAUGGUGGACGGUGAGCAUUUCACGUUGCCGCUGGCGUUGGAGGACCAAAAGCUCCAAGUUGGGCAAGAGGGGACCAACCUCGUCCUGCAAACGACCUCAGGCCUCCGUCUGCUCUACAACGCAGCCACGUAUCUGCUGGUCACCAUCCCCAAGGCUUACCUGGGUCGCGUGUGUGGACUGGGGGGCAACUUUAAUGGAGAUCCCGGUGACGAUUUCCUGCUCCCCGAUGGAUCCCCGGCCAAGAGCACGGAGGAAUUCGUCAGCUCUUGGAAAACACCUUCAGCUGACGGCGGUUGCACCGAAGGUUGCGACGGGAAGCCGUGCCCUUCGUGCGAUGCUGCCGCCGUCGCUCCGUACGGAAGCGGGGAUAAAUGUGGCAUCAUCAGCGACCCAACGGGGCCUUUUGGGUCGUGCCACCAUCGGGUGAACCCGGUGCAGUAUUUCCAGCAUUGCCUCCACGAUGUUUGUGCUGCCAGUGGGGCAAGGGAUGCUUUGUGCCACAGCCUGCAGGCUUACACUGCUGCUUGCCAAGCUGCUGGUGCUGAGAUUGGAGGGUGGAGAACGGCGGCGUUUUGCCCCCUCUCCUGCCCACCCCACAGCCACUACGAGCUCUGCACCCGCACCUGUGACUUCACCUGUGCCAGUCUCUCCGUGCCAACCCCGUGCAGUUGGCCAUGCUUUGAGGGAUGUCAAUGUGACGAUGGCUUCCUCUUCGACGGCAGCUCCUGUGUGUCCCUGGAGAAGUGUGGCUGCGUCCACCAGGGGAGGUAUCUCAAGGCGGGUGAGAUCAUCACCUCCAACAACUGCACCACGAAAUGCCACUGCCACCCAUCACAGGGACUCACCUGCGAGGCCACCCGUUGUCCCCCAGAUGAGGUCUGCGUCGCUCGGGAAGGGAAACAACGAUGCCUCAAGCAGGAGGGACGAUGUCAGAUCUCUCCUGGAGCCUCCGUGACCACGUUUGACGGGGUGGGAGGAAGGCUGCCCGACAGUGGCACCUACAAAAUAGCCGCCCUCUGCGACGAGAGGUCGCCCCAUUGGUUCAAGGUGGUGGUGGAGGUCAGCGAGUGUCGGGACGAUGGGAUUCCAGCUGCUGUGGCUGUCUUUGUCUUCUUCCGUGAAGCUUUCAUCACCAUCAAUAACAACAUGGAGGUUUGGGUGAGCCAGCUCUGCCCCCAAAAGAUGGGGCAUGAGUUUAAGGUGCAAAAUUUGGGGGGGGGGACGAUGGGGGGGGAGGAGGGGGGAUUUUCCUGUUCUCUUGUGCGUACAAGGUUGCUUAUCCUUUGGGUGCAGAAUUGGAGAUUUUGGGCAUGAAUCACUCCUUCAGGAUGAGGAUAAAGGUCUUUUGAGAAGCUGCAGGUUCUCCUUCAGGAGCAGAGGUUGAAGGUCUGAAGGUCUUCUUUAGGGUAGAGAUUGAAGGUUCUCCUUUUGGGUAGAGGUUGAAGGUUUCCUUUUUGGGUAGAGGUUGGACAGAGGUUGAAGGUCUCCUUUUGGAACAGUGGUUGAAGGUCUUUUGGGGUAGAGGUUGGAGGUUUCCUUUUGGGGUAGAGGUUGAAAGUCUCCUUUUGGGACAGUGGUUGAAGGUCUUUUGGGGUAGAGACUGAAGGUCUCCUUUUGGGGUAGAGUUGAAGGUCUUUUGGGGUAGAGGUUGAAGGUUUCCUUUUGGGAUAGAGGUUGGACAGAGGUUGGAGGUUUCCUUUUGGGACAGUGGUUGAAGGUCUUUUGGGGUAGAGACUGAAGGUCUCCUUUUGGGGUAGAGUUGAAGGUCUUUUGGGGUAGAGGUUAAAGGUUUCCUUUUGGGGUAGAGGUUGAAGGUUCUCCUUUUGGGGUAGAGGUUGAAGGUUCUCCUUUUGGGACAGAGAUUGAAGGUCUCCUUUUGGGGUAGAGUUGAAGGUCUUUUGGGGUAGAGGUUGAAGGUUUCCUUUUGGGGUAGAGGUUGAAGGUUUCCUUUUGGG
This is a messenger RNA of Meleagris gallopavo (turkey), 5530 nucleotides long. The record is from RefSeq and is a predicted model, not a curated record. Lineage: Eukaryota; Metazoa; Chordata; Aves; Galliformes; Phasianidae.